AUCGUUGAAGGUCUGCUCGUUACUUCAGAUGGGACCCACCAAUACAUCCGGAUCUUUUUGCGCAUGGUCUUCUCCACAGCCUCAUCCUCUCCCCAUUUCCCUCCACAGACCAAAAAUUCCCCUUCCUUCUCAUAGAUUCUUCCCGCGAUUUUCUCCCACCGUCUUCGACCUUCCUGACGAACUGCCGCCGGAGUCGAUUCCGAGCCGGCCGCCAUCACCAUGGCUCGCGGCAAGAGCAGUCGUGAGGGGACGAGGAAGCAGCACGGGCGAUGCUCCGCGCAGCCCUCCGGCUCCGCUGGGCCGCCUCCUGCGCAACCAUCCACCGGCUGCGCCGCCCCACCUCCUCCUCUUUAGUUCACUGGGUGCGCCCCACCGCGUCCUCCGCUGCAGUUCACCGGGGCCGUCGCGCCGCCUCCGCUGUCGCACCCUGGGGCCGUCGCGCCGCAGUACACCCCCGCGCCGUCCCCUUCUCCGCAAUACACCGCCGCGCCGAAUCCUCCUCCGCAAGUCACCACUGGAGCAUUUGGCUCUGCUGAUUGGUCUUCUGCACACAGCAAUUUGUCUCCACGGGGGGGAAUGGAUCCUCGUCCGCCCGGUGGUUUCUUAAAUUAUCUGCAUAGUCAGCAAUAUUCGCAGUUGGCCCAACAGUUUCCUCUUGAAAUUUUUUAUUUUGUCGGAAUUCCUGGACACCAUGCUCCAUUCACGCCACCAGCUUUCCAAGGGAGUCCGUUAAUGACAGGGCCAGAUUCAGGCACUCCAAGUUCUGUUCCGCACAAGCAAACCAAAGAACAUAUCGACCUUGAUGCCGAUGACAAUGGUGAAGCUGCACGCACUGAUAAGCGUUUAGCAUGGACUCAUCAAGAGGAUGUCAGACUUGUCAAUGCUUGGAUAGAGAACUCAAAUGAUCCAAUCAAUGGAAAUUCCAAGAAAAAUGAUCAUUACUGGUCACAGGUUGCCGAUGUCUACAAUAGAAACACUCCAAGUAAUCGCAGAAGAGAAGCUAGCCAAUUCAAUGUUCGUUGGCACCGAGUUAGCACAAAAAUUAACAACUUUCAUGGCUGUUAUGAGUCUGUGAGGAGUGUAUAUGUGAGUGGCAGGUUUGAUCCGGAAGUGAUAGCUGAUGCACUUCUGAAGUAUGAGGCGGAUUAUGGAGAACCUUUCAAAUUAUGUCAUUGGUGGAAGGUUCUUAAAAAUGAACCAAAGUGGCUAACAUAUUGUGAGAGGCUGAAAAAAGAUAAAAAUUCGAGCCCGCCUUCAAUUGUUAUAGAUGUUGUUCAAGAUAUCCCGCGUCCAGAAGGUAGCAAAGCAGCCAAGGCCAACCGCAACGGAAAGCGCAAAAUGCCAGAGAUGGCAGAUGAGAUGCGAGAUGAAUUGGACAAGUUUAUAGCAGCUCAAACCGCAGCAAGAGAAGAUCGUGAAGGGAUGAAAGAGUUUCAGCUCCGUAUAUCAUCUGAGAAGCUUGAAGCGGCAAAGCUUGCACGACAGCCUGAAAAGGACAAGAAGGAGCACAAGAUACUUGAUACGUACAAAGAGCUCAUGCUGGCUAACACAAGUGGGCUGGAUGAAGAUGAAAAGGCUGAGCGCAAGAAGGCAUUGAAGUUUAUGAGUUUGCAGCUUUUCGAUGGAGAAAAUUGAGGAUGGUGGAUGGAAAUUUAUGUCAGGCUAGCAUCCAUGGACCAUGGGGAGAGUACAUUUUGUAAGCUGAAGGUAUUUUGCUGUUGUUAGAGAACUCAUGAUGAGGUUAUAUUUUGCACAUAGAAGUUAUUUUGCUGUUGUUGGAGACUAAGUGUUUCCAAUGUUCUGAAGUAUGUGGCUGUACAUUCAUGGAUGGAUUAUCUUCUGUGACUAAAGUAUGUGGCUGUUUUGAUGUGUGAUUUGUAGCACCAAUUUUGUGCCUACAUGAUUACUAGAUUACAUGCUGCUUCUGUAUUCGAAUGGUUGACUAGCCAUUUCUCAACACACACUGACUAGUCUUUUCCCAACACAUGCAUGAAUUUUGGACUUAGUUUUCCCAACACAUGCAUGAAUUCUGGACCUAGUUUUCCCAACACAUGCAUUCCCAACUCACGCAUGAAUUCUGGCCAUAGUUUUCCUAACACAUGUGUUCCCAGCCCAUUCAUACCCUCCUAUAUAUUGAGAUCAUUUGUACUGUAGUUUUACCCAUUGACAACUAGAAUCCCUUGCUGUUGCUCCACACAAUGUCAGACUCGUCUCCUCCCUCGAACGAUGUCAACGAAACCAACACAAUGGACCCAACUGAACUAUAUACCAUGGAUGAUUUCAUUGCGGAGCAAAAUAUCUUUGAUGGUUUUGCUGGGCAAAUCGCUGCCAAGUUCAAGGCCACCAUGGAAGCUGGGACGUCUCGUCGCCGAAGUGCUCCAAGGAGGUAUAUCGAUAGGUCUCGUGAAGAAUGCCAUCAACAUCUCGUCGCUGACUACUUCUGCGACAACCCACUCUACAACGACAAGCAGUUUAGAAGAAGAUUUCGGAUGACACGCCCUCUCUUUCUGCGUAUCGUGAGUGCCCUAAGCGAGUGGUCUCCAUACUUCACUCAAAGGAGCGACUGCACUAAUCGCGAAGGGCUCUCACCAUUGCAGAAGUGUAUGGCUGCCAUUCGCAUGUUGGCUUAUGGUAGUCCGGCGGACCAACCGGACCAAUAUCUGAAGAUUGGCGAAAGUACCUCAACCGAUUGCUUAAAUGAGUUUACACAAGGUGUGAUUGAUAUGUUUUGUGAGGAGUAUAUGCGACGUCCCAGGGCUGAAGAUCUUGAGCGUUCGCUACAAGUUGGUGAGAGUCGUGGUUUCCCUGGCAUGUUAGGAAGUUUUGACUGCAUGCAUUGGCGCUGGGAAAAAUGUCCUGUUGCAUGGAAGGGCCAAUUUACUCGCGGUGAUCAUGGUGGCCCGACGGUUAUUUUAGAGGCAGUUGUUGCAAAAAAUCUUUGGUUCUGGCAUGCCUUCUUUGGUGUUGCUGGUUCAAAUAAUGAUAUCAAUGUGCUUAAUUGGUCACCUUUGUUCGUCGAGGAGUUGAGAGGACAUGCUUCCCGAGUGCAGUACCAUGUCAACGGGAAUGAGUACAAUACAAGCUACUACCUCGCUGAUGGGAUUUACCCGGAGUGGGCUGUAUUUGUGAAGACAAUCCGUCUCCCACAGACGGAAAAAGGAUAAGAUGUUUGCACGGCACCAAGAAGGAGCAAGGAAGGACGUCGAGAGGGCAUUUGCUGCCUUGCAACAUCAAUUUUCUAUUGUGCGACGCCCAGCCCGCUAGUGGGAACGAGCAACUCUUGCACGAAUCAUGCGAGCUUGUGUCAUUCUCCACAAUAUGGUAAUUGAAGACGAGGGUGACAUGUUCAACGCUCCUUUGAACUCGGAUGAGAUGGACGGUACAUCGGUUGUUUUCCCACCUGAAGUCACCGUUGGCGUCACCCAUGCAUUUUCCGAUGUCCUUAGAAGAAAUGCCACCAUCCGAGCUCGCUCGACGCACAUCUAACUCAAAAAAGAUUUAGUGGAGAAUAUCCGACAAAAGUUUAGGCAUGGGUAGAAUAAUUUGGCUUUGAAUAAUUAUGUAUUUUUUUCUUGAGCAUGCUACUAUGGAAUCCUCAAAUAAUCGUGUGAUCCGCAUGAUAAAUAAAUUGUUUAUUGUCUA
Brachypodium distachyon (stiff brome) is the source of this 3642-nucleotide messenger RNA. Its product is annotated as glutathione S-transferase T3. The record is from RefSeq and is a predicted model, not a curated record. Bases 2199 to 3164 code for a protein of 321 amino acids. NCBI's taxonomy places the organism in Eukaryota, Viridiplantae, Streptophyta, Magnoliopsida, Poales, Poaceae. The transcript has 3 exons.